AUGGACACAACAAGAUGGAUGCUCGUGUCGGCCGCCGUGUUUAUUCAGAUGUCCACCGCCCAGUUUAUGCUAGAAGUGUUGGCCCCUCCGAAGCUCGGCGUACGCAGAACAGUGCUACGUUGUGACGCUACGGGUGCCGUCUUCGGCGCGGAUACGGCAGCAUUCACUUUUGGGCCCACGGCGACGGGAUGUCUUCAAACGGUCACGCCUGCAGACGCGUGCAUGCCGGUCGAGAUGGUCAGGUCGAACAUCAGCGAUUGCAUCGUCAACUUUGCGCUGGUGCCCCGCGGCGGAUGCGGCUUCUCCGAGAAGGCGUAUUUUGCGCAGACUGGUUCCCACGGCGGCUUCCGCGCCUUAAUCGUUGGGAACAACGAGGGCGAGCCGCUGAUCACGAUGGCCGGCGGGAAGUAUAAGGACGAUGUCAACAUUCCGUUGAUAAUGAUCGACUAUGAGUGCCGGGAGCAGCUGCUAAAGAAGUUUCCGGUUCAGGACGGCUAUUGGGUUCAGGUCAAACUAACAGCCGGCUACUACGACCUCUUCCGGUAUCUAAUCCCGUUCCUCGUCGUCAUCGGCUUCUGCUUCACCGUCCUCGUUUUCAGCCUGUGCUUAUAUUUUAAGCUCUACCGAGUGUGCCGGGAGCGCAGACGGCAAUCGAGGAAACGACUGUCUGCGAAGAAUUUGAAGAAGAUUCCGACGCGACGGUAUAAGACUGGCGAGGAGCCGGAGACGUGCGCGAUCUGCCUUGACGAUUUUGUGCAGGGCGAAAAGUUGCGGAUACUGCCGUGUCGGCAUGUUUACCACUGCAAAUGCAUAGACCCGUGGCUGACGAAGAAUCGAAAAGUGUGCCCGAUGUGCAAGCGGAGAGUGGGCGAAAAGGGCUCCGACAGCGAAGAUUCCGAUGCCGGCUCGAGGCCCAACCCGCUCAUCGAUCAGAACCGAUAUCGGGAGCUGCGGGAAGAGCCCUCGGUCGAGAAUUUGCACGACCCGGAGCAAGCAAGUUCCUCGACCUCUCAUCACCAUCUUGAGAGCUACGAUGCGACGCCCGUGCCGAUUGGCGACACCGAGCAGUUGGUGCCUAGUGAUGAUGACAGCGACAUCGAAGUUGUACAACCGAGACCAAGCCAUCACGAGUCCGGCUCGUCGAUGCACGUCUCCUCGUCGGCCACGUCGUUGAAGGAAAAAUUCAAGAAAUUCGUCAUGCGGGUCAGCGGGGCCUCUCCGCCCUCGGAUCUGCCGACCGGGCUCGACAACGUGGUCUUUGACGAGAACGCCGUCAACAAUUUGCCCCCACCAUCGGCCGUGAUGGCGCUUGUUAAUCACACCGACGAGACCGAGCUACACCCAGCCGCUACGCACCACUCCGACGAACACCAAUUCGCCGAUCCGUUCGAGCCGCCGCGGAACCCCGGGCAUCCC
Molecule: messenger RNA, 1416 nt
Organism: Mesorhabditis spiculigera
Lineage: Eukaryota; Metazoa; Nematoda; Chromadorea; Rhabditida; Rhabditidae
Source: the annotation of a GenBank genome assembly